GCACUGGGACCACGCGGAACUUGCUCUCAGUUCGCUGUAGGUGAACCGUUGGUGCUCUUCGUUCACACCCGAACGAUAACAGCUGACUAACGUCUCACUGCGUACCUCAGCGACUCACACAUAAUCAUUUAUAACUCCCUUUUGGGUAUUUUCUGUUAAACGUUUGCCGUUAUAAUGAGGUGAGGAUGGCCAAGCGACCGGGGACCGACGACGGGUUGUUGCCUUCGCCGACCGCUCUCCGGGACAUCGCUGCCGGGGACGUGAACAUGGACUGCGGCGACGAAAACGCAGAGGUCUCCCUGGAAGAAAUCCUGAAGCUGUACAGCCAGCCGAUAAACGAGGAGCAAGCAUGGGCGGUUUUUUAUCAGUGUGGUCGGACUUUAGCGCAGAAACAUCGGAGGAAAAGCUCCAAGUCUACCAGGGCUUCACCUGUCAGCUUUCUGAGGAAGAUUGAGGGACCCGGGGAUGUGAGGAUCGCCAGAGACGGGACUGUGAAACUGCGCUUUGAAGACAGCACAGAUACAUACCAACCGGCCCCUACGUCAUUAGAGGUUAUUGACUCACUAGGCGUCAUGAUUUACAAAGCUCUGGACUAUGGACUUAAGGAAAACGAGGAGCGUGAACUCAGCCCGCCACUGGAGCGCCUCAUCGACAUGAUGACCAACCCGGAGGAAGCGGAGAGUGACCCCUGUCCUGAUGAGGGCUACGAAGCUACAGAGGAGGAGUGCGAGGAAGAGGAAGAAGAAGAGGAGGAAGAGAAGCCUGUCUCUGCCACACCCGGCUCAGUCACCAGCAUCCGCAGCUAUCGAGACCUCAUCACGCUAUGUUCUUCCCACCUGCCCAGCCCAUCAGACGCCCCCCUCCAUUACCAGGCGGUGUGUCGCGCUCUCUAUACCGAAGCCAGAGAACUACACACCUUUCUGGAUAAAAUCAAGAGUGCAAAGGAGAACCUUCGAAAAAUGGAAGGCGAUACUCGGGAAGAGCCUGCCAAAGACCUCGAUGAGCUGCAAAAUGCAGAUUGGGCACGGUUCUGGGUUCAGGUGAUGCGAGAUCUAAGAGAUGGUGUUAAAUUAAAGAAGGUUCAGGAGCGUCAGUAUAACCCCCUACCCAUUGAAUACCAGCUCACACCGUACGAAAUGCUGAUGGACGACAUCCGCUCCAAACGCUACAAGCUGAGGAAAGUCAUGGUGAAUGGGAACAUCCCACCAAGGUUAAAGAAGAGCGCACAUGAUAUCAUUCUUGAGUUCAUCAGGUCGCGGCCGCCUCUGAACCCUGUCGCAGAACGUAAACUGAAACCCACCCCACAACGUCCUCGGAGCCUCCACGAGCGACUGCUGGAGGGCAUCAAAUCUGAACGGAAGCUCAGGCCAGUCUCACCGGACAUGAUCCGCAGACACCGACUCGGUGCAGGGAAAAGCAUCAGCACUCCUCAGGACUUGUUCCGCAGCUCAGACACUCCUGAUGCACCAAGGAAAUUACUUGGCAGCACCCAGUCUCUGGCCAGUGGCAUCCUGGGACCCCAGGGCGGAGCGCAGCCCCUCAGCCAGAGGAAGAGGAUACUGAAAGCGCCAACACUAGCUGAGCUGGACAGCUCCGAAUCUGAUGAGGAGCCCACGAGGAGCAGCUCCAGUAUGUCCACGUCUUUAGUGGAUGACACGUCACCCGAGUCUGUAACGGGGAAGAAAGCUCCAGCUUCUCCAAAGUUCCUUCCCGUUUCUGCGUCACCACAGCCAGACAAGCGUCGGUCCCCACAGAGGCGGCACUCCAUCGAGAAGGAGGCCCCCACCAGCGUCUGCCCCUUUCUACCUCCAUCCAGACAGAUCUCCAAGUCUUUGCUGAAGGCGGAUCCCAGUGCCAAGGUGGAAGCCACCAGUGGUGCUCGAGGCACGGAGGAGUUCUGUUACCCGGUGGAGUGUCUGGCGCUGACGGUGGAGGAAGUGAUGCACAUCAGGCAGGUCCUGGUCAAGGCAGAGCUGGAGAAGUUUCAGCAGUACAAAGAAAUCUACACCGCCCUGAAGAAGGGAAAGGUUUGCUUUUCAUGUAGGACCAAGAGGUUCUCUCUCUUCACCUGGUCCUACACCUGCCAGUUCUGCAAAAGGCCGGUGUGUUCCCAGUGCUCUAAAAAGAUGCGGUUGCCAUCUAAGCCCUACUCCACCUUGCCCAUUUAUUCUUUGGGACCCAGUGCAUCGUCUAAAGAAGAUCCGUGUGGUGCUUCUACGUCUGCGCAGACUGAGAAGCACCCAUUUGGGUCUGCACACAGCCGACACAGCCUACGCAGAAGUGUUUAUAAGAUGUCUAAGAGCAGCAGCAGCAGCAGCAGCAGCAAAGAUGGCCGCUCACAGGACGAGCCUGACCUGCCCAAGGAGCUAACGGAGGACUGGGUCACCAUGGAGAUCUGCGUAGACUGCAAGAAGUUCAUCAUAGAGAUCAUCUCCUCAAGCAAGCGCAGCCUCAACGUGGCCACCAAGCGUGCCCGUCUCAAUCGCAAAACCCAAUCCUUCUACAUGUCGUCGUCCAGCUCGGUCAACUUCCGGCCCUCUGAGCGCACCAUCAACGAGGUGUAGAAGGCAGGACUUCCCUGUGUGCACUUUGCUUUUACGCCUCUGCCAAAAUCUUAGUCUCCACAAUGAAGCCAGUCCAUCCCACCCCAAAGUUAUCCCUUACCCCAUCUCAGGAAAAGUUGGCAUGUUUGAUUUAUCAGAUGUGCCAGGUAUCAAAGGAGAGCCAUGUUUCUCAAAGUUGGUGAAAAUUCAGGACAAGGUGGGAGAAAUGAGUUGAUGAUGUCACUAUUGUGGAUCAGGUAAGAAUGUAUAUUUGACAUUAGAGCGGGGUCAGAUGAUACAGAAAGCCAAAAGCUGCAGUGAUAACGUGUAAAUAGUAUAAAGGCCCAUCCCUAAUCUUAGCUAGUGAAUAUGUUUUCCAGUUCCUGUUUACUUCUAGCACUCAGGAAGAACAACAGAUUGUCCUUUUGACAGAAAUGCACUGUAGAUCCUCUACCACUCCUCUGCCCCCCUCUUUACUUCCAGCAACAAUUAUGCCAAAUGUUACAUCAUUCAUUUUUUAGCCAGUUUAAAUUAAUACUAUCAUUUUGUAAGGAUAAAACAUUGAAGUGUGAGAAUAGGCAUGGAUUAUUUUUCUGUGAGGGGUUUUUAGCUUUUAGUUUUAAUGUAUAUUAAAUUCUGUGCCUGGUGCCAAACUGUAAUUUCUUUCUUUGAAUGCCUUUGUAGUUGCGGACCUGUUGUACAUAUGUGUUAUAAAGUCAAUGGGGGUCAUUUUAAGGGUAAUCUAAGGUUUGCUUUCUCGCCCUUUCCAUGAUUCAAAAGCUGGGCAGCAGAAGCACAGAAAUGUAACGUUAUGAAUGUGUACAUGCUGUAUAUCUUAAUUGUUCAAAAGCUAAUAUAAUUAGUAGAAAUAUAAUUUUACAAUGUUUUAUGAUUUUCUGCCGCUCGAGUUUCUUAACAUGAAAUUAUUCAGAAAAAUGAUUAUGUUUGUAUUAAUGUAAUAUUAAGAUUGUAUUUCUAUUGUAUAGUUUAUAAACUCUGCAGUGUUAAAAUACUCCUCUAAAUUGCAAACCGCACUUUUAUUGGUUAUUGUUUAUGUUGGGAUUUUGUCUUAAUUAUCAAUGAUUAUUGUUUCUCUUGGGGGGGUCCAUAGUGCCAUUUCCUGUGUGUGUGUGUGUGUGUGUGUGUGUGUGUGUGUGUGUGUGUGUGUGUGUGAAAAAUGGCUAAAACAAAACACUAAAAUGAAUUUAAUGUAGGCAAGUGUAUAACUGUCAUUAAAUACAGACACACACUCAUGCACAGAUGUUUGUAUAGUGUGUCUUGUGACAGUCGUUAGCAAAUAAAAACAAAGUCAACCAGCCUGUUCAAUAACGAUGCCAUGUUCCAUUGAAACAUCUGUCCAGUUUUAUUUUAGGCCUCUGCAAGGAAUGUAUGCAUGCUGUUCUGUGAUCUGUUUGUUUUUAUCAAAGAAAUUCUAAUAAAAACAUCACGAUUCUUA
Molecule: messenger RNA, 3999 nt
Organism: Eleginops maclovinus (Patagonian blennie)
Lineage: Eukaryota; Metazoa; Chordata; Actinopteri; Perciformes; Eleginopidae
Gene: spire1a
Product: spire-type actin nucleation factor 1a
Exons: 19
Coding region: 186-2564 (792 amino acids)
Biological process (GO): intracellular transport; actin filament polymerization; actin nucleation
Cellular component (GO): cytoplasmic vesicle membrane; cell cortex
Molecular function (GO): actin binding
Source: RefSeq, a predicted model, not a curated record